AUGUAUGUAUUAAAUGCCUUGACUUUUUACGUGAUUUCUGUGUUUUAUGGUUCUUUUCGUGUGAAUGGAGAUGCAGGAAACAUGUGGGGAUAUCAAGAUGGUAUACAUCCCGCUGAAUGGCCAAGAGAAUAUAGAACAUGUGGUGGUCGGCGGCAAUCACCGAUCGACAUACAAACCAGUCAAAUAGUUGUGGAUGAACGAUUGGGCAGAUUUGACCUCAGUGAUCUAAAUAUGAUCAACAACAUUCGGUUGACAUUGAAAAAUAAUGGACACACAGUUGAAGUUGACGUAGAAGGACGUAACAACUUAGCAGUAGUUGGUGGAGGACUUCCUGGGUCUUAUCUUGUAAAACAGUUUCACUUCCAUUGGGGCUCACAGGACAGCAGAGGAUCAGAACAUGAUAUAAAUGGACGAUUCUUUCCUAUGGAGCUUGAUGACAAGGAGAAUGACAAUACAUGA
Mytilus trossulus (common blue mussel) is the source of this 459-nucleotide messenger RNA. RefSeq names its product carbonic anhydrase 7-like. The transcript is spliced from 5 exons. Gene Ontology annotation, molecular function: carbonate dehydratase activity; zinc ion binding. Gene Ontology annotation, biological process: one-carbon metabolic process. Bases 1 to 459 code for a protein of 152 amino acids. NCBI's taxonomy places the organism in Eukaryota, Metazoa, Mollusca, Bivalvia, Mytilida, Mytilidae. Gene Ontology annotation, cellular component: plasma membrane. The record is from RefSeq and is a predicted model, not a curated record.